This is a messenger RNA of Symbiodinium sp. CCMP2592, 297 nucleotides long. NCBI's taxonomy places the organism in Eukaryota, Dinophyceae, Suessiales, Symbiodiniaceae. The record is from the annotation of a GenBank genome assembly.
AUGGUUCAGCACCAGCUGACGUCUGUCAAGGCCAUCCAGGCGACAGAGAGCGCCAUGGCCGCCCUCAUCGAGGAUGGAACCGUUGUGGCGUGGGGGCAUCAAGACUACGGAGGCGACUGCAAAGCCUUCGCACAGCGGCUUCAGCACGUGCGCUGCAUACAGAACUCCUACAGCACCUUCACAGCCAUUAGCGACGAUGGUUCUGUGGUGACGUGGGGUGACCCUGAGUUUGCCGGCGAGGGCAUGCGCCCGCCGGCCAACAUGGGCAAGGCCCUGCUGGCAUGUUCUAGCUUGUAG